CUCUGUCUCAUAGGCUGUGAUUUUAAACAUGGCCUUAUUUAUGUUGUUGUUGUGUACAUGCUCUAUACUUUGCCAAUGUAAAGGAUACGAGUUAGUUUUUCAACCUACGCCGGUGAUCCCAGCACAGCUGCAGGAGAUUGCCCGUUUCUUUGUACGGGUUGGAGACACGCUGAAUAUUAGCUGCAAAGUUGAGUCUGGAGAGAACAAACCAACACCAAAGUUUAACAUAACCUGGCGAUUGCCCUUCAAUCCACAGAACAGUAAGCAUCGAGUACAAAUAAAACAAAUGUGGAACGAAGCAAAUUUACUAAUACAAAACCUGCAGGAAAGAGAUACUGGUAACUACACUUGCGAAGCUGUCGAGGAAUUAGGAAGAGUUACCUUAAGUGCAUUCGCCUUUGUUAGUGUGAAGAACAAAAAGUCACACUGUUCAGCUGACAAAAUGUUUUUGUGUUCAUCGGGUGCGUGUAUUCUGAGAAGAUACGUGUGUGAUGGUCGAAUUGAUUGCAAGGAUGGAGCUGAUGAGUUACCAGUUCAUUGUGGUCCCGAUCCUUGUGAGGGUAGACAACAGUGUGAUGAUGGUCGAUGCAUACCUAGUGCAUGGUGUUGUGAUGAAUAUCAAGAUCCAAACUGUAAUGUUAGCAUCAAGCCCUCAUGUUGUCCAAAGACCAUUAUGGACCAUGAUCCAUCAAUGUAUGAUGAAAUGAGAUUCAAUGACAUGGGUUUCCUCCAAACUACUAUAUACACAGUCAUUGGUUGUGCAACAGCUUUCAUGUUCAUCGUGAGUAUCCUGGUGAUAGCCAUCUGUCGCGUGCAUAUGAAGCGAUCGCUCCUUUCCCGGUGCCCCGCGGGGUCCAGGCUAGGAGGUGGUUUCCCACCUCCUCCUCUCCGUGGUGUGGGACAUCCACAUCAUCAUGUCCCCCUGUAUGACUUGGAUGUCUUCUUGAAUCGGUCUCCUUAUUCUACAGCUGAUGUCUCAUCACCUGGUCCAGGAUCUCUCUUAGUAACAUACAAUAUUAACAAUGGUAUUCAGUUUGUAGGGCGACCUGUGGAUCCACCUCCCUAUAGUGAAGUGGUAGCAUCACCUCCACGAGAAGGUCCUCCACCUCCUUAUGCAUCUCGUGAAAGCCUUGCAAGAACUAUUGCUGCUGUGCCAGUAACUGAAGAUGAUGAUGAUGUGGAGAUUGCCGAUGAGGCUGACUUACUGUUGGCUAAUACUGCUGCAACAGGACCCACCCCUUUGAUACACCAAAGUGGCAGUACUUUGCAGGUUACUAUUGUACAUCCUCCAGCUCCUGCAUCCUGUGUCACAACAUCAGACAGUUCGGAAGAAAGUGAAAGUUCAUAUUUACAAGGAACAGCAGCUGCGACAGAGGAAUUCCGGCCACUGCUAGAUGCUCCAACAUCCCCAACUUCGAAGGUACCCGAUUUCUCUUCAGCGGAUUCUCCUCCUGGUCCCGGCUGCCUGAGGGAGAGUUUCAUUGGCUUAAGGGACAAUGUUUCAUUGGGAGAGGCUAUUGCUGCACCUGAUGCCAAAAUGAGCCAGGCUCUUAGAAUAAGAGAAGAAUUCUUGAACGGUAGUAACACAACAGUGUCAGUUGCUCAUGCACAGUGCAGUGGUGGAAAUGAAAUUACUGCUGUUACUGUUGGUUCAAACCAUUGAAGUGUUUAAUGUGGACAUUUUUUUCUGUGAAUUUGCUUGCUACUUAGAGAAAUCCUAUGGUUCCCUGUGCCAGAGCCAGCCAUUUGCAUUGAAAGAUUGUGUACAAAGUUCAAUUUUCUAUUUUUAUGAGAGACACUAGUAGUGCGGCAUGUCUGGAGUCAUUGUCUCACAUUAAUUGUAUGUAGCAUGUGGUACAUUGCUCAUUAUUUGCUACCAUAAUGUCACACAUUGUGGUGCAGAUCAGAAUCAGCACAUCCUUCAUCAAAUGAAUAACCUGUGUAACUUCUUGUAUCUUCUGCAUACUUAAAGCUUGCAUCUAACAGUAGUGUCACUUUUACAGCGUGUAGCGAAUAAAACUGACAUCUGUGAUGCCUUCCUUUUUAAUGACUUUUGACAAGAUUUAGUGUAAAAACAGUGCACUUUAAAUCUUCACUUUCAAGAUUUUCUCACAGUAGUCAUGUUUCUGGUCAAGAUUGAGUCAGCUCAACUUAGUUCUGGCAACUGAGAAAUUUAUAUGUAAUGAUCUGUUUAACAAUCGUCUUUCACAAUUAUAUAUUUUAUUAUUAUUUGUAGUUUUAUGAGUACUUGUAUCAUGACAUCCUGUAAAGGAAAUGAAAUUUUCACAGGACAAAAAAGUUUUUUUAUCACAAACAAAUGUUAAAAUGUUGGGCUUAAUAGUGAGUCACUGUAUUUUCAUGAGUAAAUUAUGAUAUGAGACUGUAAAUUAUGUUGUUGUUAAUGAGAGAAGUAAGUGAAGUUUAGUGCUCAUGUUAUGAGUAGUCAGUCAAUAUGUAAAGGCAGUUUCCAUGACAGUAAGGUGCCUACUGUUUCAUUGGUCUCCUACACUUGGAUCAAUGCUUAUGUACUGUUUUUAUACAAUUUGUUGAGUACAGUAUUUGUGAACUCCUACUUAGUUUUCCUGUUAAUAUAAAAGACUUGUUUGCAGUUCUGUUGUACAAGUUUCCAUUUUCUGCUGUGUUCUAUGAAUAAGGAAAGAAAGGUAUGCUGUGUGAUGGAAACUUGAACUUUGGUACUGUAUUGUAAUCAUGCAGUUGAUUUUUGAAUAUCUGUACAGCACUCUUAUCAUUGCCUUGUUGUGUAGUCAUUCCAACUACUUGUAUUUAGCACCCUUUCACAUGUUUGUUAUUGAUCUGAAAACGGGAGUUGUGUCAGAUUUACAAAACACUCAGAUUUUUUCAAAUGUCAAUUUCUAUGACUCAAAGAAAACCCCCCCCCCCCCUCCCCCCAGCAACACUUUACUGUUUUUUCUGUUAUUCAUUUUUUACUGAAUAUCAAUCUAAAGUUGUUGUAUUUGGUAUGUAUGAAGUAGCUGUUUUAUACACAGUAUCGCAUUUUCAAGAAGUGGUACAAGUUAUUUAUCUUUAACGUAUAGUGUAAACUUAAAAAACUGUAAUUGUUAUAACAUUUAUUCCAUUACAAUGAGGUCAAGUGUUGAGAACUUUAAUUCUCUAUCUUGUUGAGCAUAUGCCUCCUAUGGAUGCUUUCCUAGAUGUAGGAUGUUGAUAAAAUGAUUUUUGAAAUAUUGAAAUCAAGGAUACAAAUAAUAAACUUUCCGUAACUGGAACUUUUGUAGUUAGGGGCCCCAAAGUUACAGACUAUUUAAUAUGUUUUGAAAUCAAGUUCCUAGAUAGUGUAACUGUUAAACCAUAAGUACUGUUUCUUGUAAAGAAACUCAUUGUGAAGAAGUCAGCAUUUGCCUUCCAUACCACUGUCACCAACAUUACCACCACCACCACCAUCACCACCACAAGUUAACGGAAAGGUAUAAAUUUGGAUGUUAGCAUAAGAGGACCUGACGACUGUUUGCAAAUUAGUCUGCUAAUACUGUAUCAAAACACUAUGAACAAAUGUUAAUGUGUAUAAAUGUGAUGGAACAUCUGAACUAUUGGAAACAGUAAUAAUACCAUGGACAGGCUAAUUGCCUCAGAACUGAGAGAUUGUAAGUUUUAUUGGGAAUGAUGAAUCUGAAGCAAGAAUUAAUAAACAAGAAGGAGGAUAACAUUAAUCGUUACUGAAUGGUAUGUCGUAGCAGAUGAGUUGUGGAAACAAAAAUUUGCUUAAUGUUUGUAUAUUGCAACACAAAUCUCGCAAUUCAGUUGCUGUGUCACUUUCUGUCUUGCCCUUAACUGAUAGAACAACUUUUAAUGCACAGUUUCAGUCUUUGGUAAACCAUUUGGCACACACAAAAUUGGGUGUGGUAGUUGCUACAUUCAAAAUGACAAAAACAGGUCCACCUUUCUUGUCUGUUUACUCGCUAAAAUGUUGCUUUUGUGUUCAUUAGUGGGAAGCUGAGCCCUUAAUGUACUGCUGAUAGCUACAUUUUUACUAAAUAUAUAAUGUCCUGUCCAGAUUUUCAUCCAUUACAUGAAGCUGAGGUGGAUUUUUACAAGAUGCAAAAGUGACAGUAGUGUCAUGAAUCUAAUUCUUGUUUCACUUACCACAUUUUAAAUAGAAAUUUCUGCAAGUUUAUACUGGAGAGUUUUACAGUGGAACAGCUGUCACACAGGUAGAUCAUUAUAUAUGGCAGUUUGGUAAAAUAUCUGAUAAAAGUACAUGUUAGUAUUCAACGAGGCAAUAGGCGUGUACAAAAUUUUCCACCAAGUAAUGUGUUAAAUAGUUUGACUGAGAUAGGUUUCUUAUAUCUUUAUACAUCUCUGAAGUGUCACAAAACUAUGAAUCUCAGCCUUGUAAUUAAGCAAUAAUAACCUGAAAGGUAUUAAUGAAUAUUCUGUUUCAUUGUAGACAGUUACGUUGAACGCUAAACAGAAUUUGUUUAUUAGGAUUUGACUGCUGUACUCGUUAAAAAAGAGAAGUUAAGUUUGUGUGUUUCUUGCUCUCAUUCCAUUGCUUAACCGUUUCUUUGUGUUCCAUGUCAACAUGUAUAAGUGCAGGAUUAACAUUAUAUUAUACUUUCUGGUGCAAAAUGCGGGCAUUACAAAGAAUACAGAAUGGGAAGAUGGAGCAGUACUUACUGCAUGGAAAUUUAUGCAGGGACAUUAAUAAUAUGUGUUUUACUGAAUAAAUGUUACAAAUAGCUUAAAAGUUUUUCACUGUCUCAGGGAACCACUGAAGGCCAAUCUGACUCUACUUAACAAAAUUGAACAACUUAGUGUUACUUUGUUAUGUAUUUCCUAAACUAUGAUAUAGCUGUAUUGUCAAAUUGUGAAUAUUUUUGAGAAAGAUGUAUUUUUCCUUUGUUCCUGGCACACAGAUGAGGUGGCUGAGGCAACUUAGCAGUGUAUGCACAUUUUAAUUUCCUUUUGUAAAUUCUUUGUAAAGCACUCUAUGAAUUUUAAGCUGAUUAGUAUUCAAAAAUAAGUUUCUGUGAUGGUGCUGUCAGGAGCAUAUUAUAAAUUGGUUGCAUAGAUUUUGUCAUCCUAUUUGAUUGGAGGGUAAGCUGUGGAAUGUUAACGAAAAUAACCAAGCUGAAUCAGUGCAGAUGUCAUUGAUGGUUGAUGCACUAUGAGUAAAGGAAGUGUGAAAACAAUCACACAUAAAAUACACAGUGUUAGGAUUACAGUUUUAUUUUAUGUGUUUUAUGUAAGCCCAAUUUAUUUCUGUACCAGAAUGUACUUAGCACACAUCAUCCCGGUGAUAUUAAGGUAGCUGAAAUGUACCUGCUUACCAUUGUAUAUACUGUUACUCCCUUCACAGGAGCAAAAGUGUUAAUAGAAGGGGUGGAAAUAUUAUGAAGAUAUAAAAGGAAAACUGAUCAGAAAGAGCUAAUACCUCUUGAUAACUUCAGGAAGUCUGUGAAGAUAGUACAUUAUCUAGACUACUAAGUAAUGUUUUCUGUAUUGUUUUCUCUUAAGCUCCGCAGUGAAUAUUUUUUUGAAUGAUGGGUAGGUAUUUCUUGUUUAUUAAGCAUUGUCUGUAAAACUCAUUGUAUGUAUGUGUAAAAAUUAAUGGUACUUUUAUUUAAGCCAGUUCACCCACAUGCAAGAACUCAAGAAAAAUGUCAAAUUUUGCUUGCAAAUUGAGGGGAACAGGUGUUGUGUUUCUUAGGAAAUAAAGAAGGCAGCUGCAUUUAUUAUGUUUUUGUGGUGAAAUAAUGGAACAGAAAAUGGAAGCUUUUCAUGCCUGAUAUAUUGUAAAUGUAUGAUACAAGACAUGUGGUACAUUGUUGAGAGUACUCACUUCACCACAAAAGGAAAAAAAUGGAAUUUCUUGUAAAUGCAUAGUUCCUCUUUUGUGGAACGGUCACAUCCUGUGUGAAGAACAAUGUAGCAGAUCUUCUUUAUGUGACUUCCUGGGUACAGAGAAACAAAGAGGGGUCACACAUCUGUUUCACUAGUAGACAAUACAUGUAGGUGCUAAUAUUUCCACGUUUAUAUGAAGUUAAAUUUAUACAACAAAUUAUUCAAAACAAAGUUGAACAUUUUAACUAUGUUAUUCUAAAUAAUAGAACUGUGAAACCGGAAAGUUUUACCUGUUAAUAAUGUGAAUAUUUAAAGCUUUAUAAAAUAUAAGUGACCUGUAAAAAUGUAUAUAAUUACAGCCUGUUAAAAGUUAACAGCUGUCUUUUAUAAAUGUAUUUUAUUAAGUACUUGAAUAAGCCUAUACAGCUUGUAAUUAAUUGUUGUGUAAGUUCCUGCCAGUUUAUCAGAAGUGUUAAAUACACUAAAAUUACUCAGAUUGUACCUGCUUUACUUCAGAGAAGUGACUGCUUUAUUUUUGAGUUCAUUUUUUUAGUAUCACAAGGUUUUAACCUUAUCAUUUUUCUUCUUUUUCUGAGUGCUUUAAGUUUAUUAAAAGUUUGUGUGGUUGCUGCUGACACUAAACAUUGUAUAUUUUGAGUAUCCUCUCAUUUUUAGCUUUUGUUUAAUUCUUAGAAAAUACUUGCGGAAAAGUAAGUCCUCUUCAGCGUUCUGUUGGCAGAUGAAGUGUAGGAACUCAGUGAAUCAUCAAAGAGGGUUGUCAGCUACACACAUUGUGUUGUUCGCUGGUAACACUGUUAUAAAAUACAGUGUUUGUAUUGUAAUUUGUCUUAGUCAUCAGACAACUGUAUAUCAUUAUGCCUCCUGGUAACAAGUACAUGAAUGACUUUCCAAUAACAUCUGCAGUUUCCUUAAGUAAAAAAUGAUUAAUUUUUUUUAUUCAUUUAAUAUUUGGAAGGGAAGCUCUCCCAACUCAGUCUUUGAAAUAUUUACAAGCAUUAUUAAACAGAAUCAGGUCACUUUUCUGUGAAAUGCACGUGCAGUAGUUCAUCACUUUUUCUUUAAUACAUAUCAUUGAGAUUUAAAAUUGUAAUGUAUUAGGCAAAAAGAUUUACUGAAAGCUUGAUUUGUAAAUAUCUCAAUUUUUAACGAUCAUCAUUAAUGCCUUAAAACAAUUUACAGAACUUUAGAAAAGCUAUAGAAUACUUUAUUCUAACUAGAAAUAGUGUGUUUAUGCGCACAUGAAUGGGUCUGGUAUGUGGUAAGAUGGUUUAUGUUACCAUGGAGUUUAUUUUUCCCUGAAAUGCUAAUAUUUAAAAUGUUAUACAAUGAAAUAUUGGAAUGCUAUCUAAAAUUAUUUUUAUUCUGAAUAAAAGUGAACUAUAGGAUGCAUUUAUACAGUAAUUACCAAUACUUUGUUGUGUGCGGAAGUGGAGGCAUGAGGAUUAUCAUUUGCAUUGACAUUGCCUUAUUGUAUUGACCAUGCUUGAAAAGCAUUUUUGGUGAACGUUUGUGUUCUAAUCAACGAAUAUUGCAGCAUUGUUUAUACAAUAUAUGCAAAGAAAAAGAGAAACAAUCUACUUGUACUGUCCAUGUUGUUAUGUCUAUAUAGUUUAAUGUGAUGUUAAUAGAGAUCACACAUUACACUAGAAAUUUUUAUUCACUUGUAAAUAUGAUCCUUUCUUUGAAAUAUAUAUUUUUCCUUUAA
Schistocerca americana (American grasshopper) is the source of this 7549-nucleotide messenger RNA. RefSeq lists its product as uncharacterized. Bases 29 to 1663 code for a protein of 544 amino acids. Gene Ontology annotation, molecular function: protein binding. Gene Ontology annotation, cellular component: plasma membrane. Lineage: Eukaryota; Metazoa; Arthropoda; Insecta; Orthoptera; Acrididae. The transcript has 7 exons. The record is from RefSeq and is a predicted model, not a curated record.